UUGGUAGAUAAAAAUAGUUUGCAAAAACCAAAUAGGCAUAACAAAAGACAUAUGAGGGAAUGUUUUUGAGUGAUCAAUAAGAAAAUGUGGUGUAACCUCAACCAGCCAACCAACCUAAGUGAAUUAUAAAUACUUGCACCCUGAGAGUUAUUAUAACAAUCACAAUCCAAAAUCUCUUGAAUUAAUCACCAAUUCUAGCAAAAAAAAGUUUAACCAUGGUGAUGAUCACUCAAUACCAAACCUUCCUUUACAAAGAACUUUCUAUCUCCUUUUUCAUUUUCUUGAUAACCCAUUUCAUCAUAAGUUUUCUCUUCAAAAAAAAUCUCAAAAAACUUCCACCCGGCCCAAAGGGUUAUCCAAUUCUAGGUGCACUCCCACUAAUGGGAACCAUGCCUCAUCUUACCCUAUUCAAAAUGUCACAAAAAUAUGGUCCUAUAAUGUACCUAAAAAUGGGAUCAAAUAACAUGGUUGUAGCAUCAACUCCUUCUUCAGCCAAAGCAUUUCUCAAAACACUUGACAAAAAUUUCUCCAAUAGGCCGACGAACGCUGGCGCGACUCACCUAGCUUAUGAUUCACAAGACAUGGUUUUCGCCGACUAUGGAUCUAGAUGGAAAUUACUUAGAAAACUAAGUAACUUACACAUGCUCAGUGGAAAGGCCCUCGAAGAUUGGUCGAAAAUUCGAGAGGAUGAAAUGGGUCACAUGAUUCGUACAAUGUACGAUUGUAGCAAGAAAGACGAAUCCAUUGUUGUGGCCGAAAUGUUGACAUAUGCUAUGACCAAUAUGAUAGGUCAAGUUAUAUUGAGUCGUCGCGUGUUCGAGACAAAAGGUUGUGAAUCAAAUGAAUUUAAGGAUAUGGUUGUUGAGCUCAUGACAACUGCUGGAUAUUUUAACAUUGGUGAUUUUAUACCAAUUCUUGCUUGGUUGGAUCUUCAAGGAAUUGAACGAGGGAUGAAAAGUUUACAUAAAAAGUUUGAUGUUUUGUUGACAAAGAUGAUUGAAGAGCAUGUGGCUUCUAGUCAUAAAACUCCUAGGGUUAAUCCUGAUUUCUUAGACAUUCUCAUUGCUCAUAGUAAGGAAGAUUCUGAUGGGGAGAAAUUAACACUCACUAACAUCAAGGCAUUACUCUUGAAUCUAUUUACCGCAGGAACAGAUACAUCUUCAAGUAUCAUAGAAUGGUCCCUAGCAGAAAUGUUGAAGAAUCCCAAAAUAAUGAAAAGAGCUCAAGAAGAAAUGGACCAAGUAAUAGGCAAAGAUUGUCGCCUACAAGAAUCAGACAUUCAAAAACUUCCUUAUUUACAAGCAAUUUGCAAAGAAACAUUUAGAAAACAUCCAUCAACACCACUAAACUUGCCAAGAGUUUCCUUACAACCAUGUGAAGUAAAUGGAUAUUACAUACCCAAAAACACUAGGCUAAGUGUGAACAUUUGGGCCAUAGGAAGAGACCCAAAUGUGUGGGAGAAUCCUUUGGAAUUUAAUCCUGAAAGAUUUCUGAGUGGUAAAAAUGUUAAAAUUGAUCCGUGCGGAAACGAUUUUGAGUUGAUUCCAUUUGGUGCGGGGAGAAGAAUUUGUGCCGGGACAAGAAUGGCAAUUGUGCUUGUUCAAUAUAUUUUGGGAACUUUGGUGCAUUCAUUUGAUUGGAAGUUACCAAAUGGUGUAGUGGAUUUGAACAUGGAUGAGUCAUUUGGGCUUGCGUUGCAGAAAAAGGUUCCUCUUGCUGCUUUUGUUAGCCCAAGAUUGUCUCCAUCUACUUAUAUUUCUUGAGAUAUUCUUUACCCGUCCGUCCUACCCGUUUCUCGCAUGCCCCGCACGUUUUGAUUUUUACUUUUUUGCUACUUAAGUAGCAGACAUUAUGAAAAUGAAAAAAAUUUAAAACAUGUCUCCCGCUACUUAAAUAGCGGACGAUAUAAAAAACAAAUCUGGUAGGAUGUUUUUGGGUGUAUCCGCUACCUAAGUAGCGGACAAGUGUAUUUUUUAAAAUUCGUAUAGCGUGCGAGAAAAUAAUAAGAUGAAGAAAAAACAACUCAUAUUUUAUUGGGCUCAACAAUAGCUACAUUCAAGUCUACUAUGUGUGUGUUUUUGUUUUAUAUAUUUUUUUAAUAAAGUAUGUGCGUUUUAAGUCACUAGGUUUAGUCUAGUGGUGAGUGAUUUGAGUAGUAUGCUAUAGGUCCUGGGUUCAAUUCACAGCUCAUUGUAAACAAAAAAAAAGUAUGUGUGUGUGUUUAUUCUAAAUAAAUAUCUCAUUUAUUAAGGGUGUUUUAUUUGCAUAAUAUAUUGUACUAUCUCCGUCCAUAAUUAUAAGGUCCUGUUUGACAAAAAUAUAUUAUUCAUUUAUCUUUUUUUUUUGACUGUAUUUUUUUAAUAAUAUAUAAAUGUAAAUAUUAGCAUAU
Messenger RNA from Trifolium pratense (red clover), 2389 nucleotides. Its product is annotated as flavonoid 3',5'-hydroxylase 2-like. The transcript has 2 exons. Bases 216 to 1763 code for a protein of 515 amino acids. Gene Ontology annotation, molecular function: oxidoreductase activity, acting on paired donors, with incorporation or reduction of molecular oxygen; heme binding; monooxygenase activity. The record is from RefSeq and is a predicted model, not a curated record. NCBI's taxonomy places the organism in Eukaryota, Viridiplantae, Streptophyta, Magnoliopsida, Fabales, Fabaceae.